AUGAAGGCGGUCAUGGGCGCGGCCAAAGGCCUCCUCUUCGGAGGCAACGGCCCACCUCCGGUGGGCGAGGCCUGGUGGCCGCCCCCUGACAAGCCUCCGCUCUUGCCGCCGCCCAUCUCGCCCUACUUCCAGGGCCAGCCAGCAGCCAGAGCCGGUGCCAUCGCCACAGAGUCUGGCUGGUACGGCGCGCUGGCAGACGUUGCCAGCGUCAAAGCGCAGCGAGAGUACGCCAACGCCAUGUACUACUCCGAUGAAGCCGUGGAACCAAAGCUGGUGAAGCAGCGGGCUACGGGCAGGCUGCAGUAG
This is a messenger RNA of Effrenium voratum, 306 nucleotides long. Lineage: Eukaryota; Dinophyceae; Suessiales; Symbiodiniaceae. The record is from the annotation of a GenBank genome assembly.